Molecule: messenger RNA, 900 nt
Organism: Haplochromis burtoni (Burton's mouthbrooder)
Lineage: Eukaryota; Metazoa; Chordata; Actinopteri; Cichliformes; Cichlidae
Gene: exoc1l
Product: exocyst complex component 1 like
Exons: 3
Coding region: 3-569 (188 amino acids)
Source: RefSeq, a predicted model, not a curated record
UGAUGUCGUCUCUUCUGAGGGAGGAGAUGCAGAGAGUUUUGUUUCGACCUGCAAAAGAGAGACUGGUGGAGUUCAUUGAAAUUGAAGAGCCAUCGCACGGAAGACAUUUUUUCUGUGCCUCAGUUGCAAAAAACAAAGAAGUCCAGCUAUGUAUAGUGCACUGUCAGAUGUCUGUGCCCCUAAAGUCUGCAUCCAAGAGAUCCUUCACCAAACGCUCCUGCAUACAAGAGUGCUACCGGAGGGCAGAGAUCUGGUCCCUGAAAGACCUUACCCUGAUUGAUGGAAGAAAUCCUGACGUGGAUGACCCUUGUUUCCUGCUGCACUUCGACGAGGUGCGUACAGUGACGGCCAUCAGCUGCUCAGCCAAAUAUGCUAUGGUGCGUGCCCUGGUUGCCCUCAGUGACCGGUACUGUCAAAGGUCACUGAACCUGAGGAACUUUGACUGGCCUUACAUCAAGCCCACCUCCUUCUACUCAAACAAAGGGGACUGCGCUGUUCUGUCACAGAUAUGCUUCUAUGCAAUCAAUUUGGUUUGUCUCUCCAUGUGUCAUGUGCCUCUGGAUGGAUAAUAAAAGUACACAGUUGUUGUGAGAGUGCCAGUUAAGGUGGGUAUUUAUAUUACGAAGUUGUAGCAAAUACUGUACGUGUAUAUUGCUUAUAUCAGUUAGUGUGAAGCAAAUGUAGGCUCGUAGCUUCAGUUAGCUGGGCUUUGAAGAACUCAUAUUUACAAUGAAAUAUGUUUUGCAUUAAUGCUCUGCUAAAUGUAUCUUCAUGGCAAAUGCUAGCUAUGUGCCAUAUUUAUCAUCUAAUUUUGUUAACUUUUAAUUAUAUAACCCUGGAAGUAUUAUAUUCCAUGUGCUGAAUUUCAAAAUAAAUGUAGCACAAAAGAAAUAAAGCAAC